Molecule: messenger RNA, 1424 nt
Organism: Bufo bufo (common toad)
Lineage: Eukaryota; Metazoa; Chordata; Amphibia; Anura; Bufonidae
Gene: NKAPD1
Product: NKAP domain containing 1
Exons: 7
Coding region: 230-1144 (304 amino acids)
Source: RefSeq, a predicted model, not a curated record
AUUUCCGGGAGGGACGGGAAGCGCAGGCACCAAGGUGGGAAGGCUGUACGGCCUUAUCGUAGAUGUGCUGUGUGCGGUUCUACGGCAUAGGACGGCGCUACAACCCCGAGGACUAGCGGAGAAUGACACCGAGGACGGGAAGCUCCGAGCGGAAGUGACAGUGUACCCGUAAUAAUGGCCCGCUGACUCCUCACUACUUACCAGGACUUGUCAGUCCAAAGGUUUUAAGAUGUCCCGUGUUCCCCUCGGAAAAGUUCUGCUAAGAAAUGUUAUUCGACACACGGACGCACACAACAAGAUCCAAGAGGAAACCGAAAUGUGGAAGAUUCGGGAAAUAGAGAAGCAAACAGAAACCGGUGGGACAAAGCGGAGGCGCGCUUCACCGGAUCAUAACCGAUGGGAUCACAAUGGUUAUAAGGAACUGUAUCCGGAGGAGUUUACUGAUAACAGUAGCCGGAUGAGAUCUGAUGGUUUUGAGGCUGAAGGAAGCCAAGAGGGUGUGAAAAAGAUCGCAGCGGAAGAGGUGACUCUGAGACCGAAUGCUCUGAGUGUUCGGGCCUUGAACAAGAAGUACUACCAGUGCGAGUCUACCAUUCCUGACAGGUGGGGACAUAGCGGCUAUAAGGAGCUGUACCCUGAUGAAUUUGACACAGACAGUGAUACAGAGGAAAAGGGAAGCAAAAGAGCCGCCAACGGAGAAGAGAAAUCUAGACGCAAAGAGCAGAAGGUGCAGGAAUCGCAUAAACGCAAACGGUCCAAAAAAACUCAUAAGAAAAAGCAGAAGAAGCGUUCGCAUAAAAAGCUGAAGAAGAGGAAAAAAGAACAGGACAGCACAGAAUCCUCCAGUGAAAGCGAUAGUUCAGACCAUGCAGAAAAGAAACCAAAGAAGUCCAAGCGGAAGAAGAAGACUCGGAAAAAGGCCUCAAAAAAGCAGCCAUCCUCAUCCGGACAAGACAGCGACACCUCCAGCAAUGAGAUGAGCAGCACGGAAGAUCAGGAGGAAAGAUGGACUGAAAAACCCAGUAGGAAACAUCACCGAAGAUCAAAGUCUAAAAAAGACCCCGAAACAGAAGCCAGGAAAGGCCGGAGGACCAACUGGAAAGUGGCCAAAGAGGAGAGCUCGGAGAGUUCUGAUGAGGACUAGUCACUCCACCUCAGACUGGUUUACCAUGUGGAAAACAAUAUCAAAUAGGGAUUGCUUGUUCUUAAACCAUUUCAUAAUGUGCAAUAUGACUUUUCUUUUCUCUAAAGAGAUAAAAAUAAUGAUGACUUCAUUUUUUGUAGUCAUAGCUACCGAGCGUUGGUGGUUCGAAUCUUCGGGUCAGGAGAUAUACAAAGGAUUCGAGGGCGGCAUGCGUUUCCUUCCUACAGCAAUUUUUUUUGUAGAAUUUUGUGCCGUGAAAUAAAUGUCAAGUAGAAGCUUG